Molecule: messenger RNA, 741 nt
Organism: Neodiprion fabricii
Lineage: Eukaryota; Metazoa; Arthropoda; Insecta; Hymenoptera; Diprionidae
Product: mitochondrial import inner membrane translocase subunit Tim13
Exons: 3
Coding region: 139-417 (92 amino acids)
Source: RefSeq, a predicted model, not a curated record
GAUCCUACGCGUCGUAUCGAUGUUCUAUCGCAACUUCUCUGAGUCCAACUUCACGUGCUUUCGCUUCUCCUGCCGCUGGAGCCUUUAAGCGUAGACUUGCAGUAAUUUACUCGCCGUAAACGAAUAAAGUUGAACUAAAUGGCCAUGGACUCGUUACCAUCGGGAAAUUUGUCGGGCAUUCAAAAGGACGAACUAAUGGAGCAGGUCCAACAACAAAUAGCCGUCGCCAACGCCCAGGAGCUGCUCACGAAAAUGACGGAAAAGUGCUUCAAGAAGUGCAUCCAGAAGCCCGGAACGUCCCUUGACAGCUCCGAACAGAAAUGCGUAGCAAUGUGUAUGGAUCGAUAUAUGGAUGCUUGGAACUUGGUGUCUAAAGCGUACAGUAACAGGCUUCAGAGAGAACGCAACAGAUUGUAACGAUUAUAGUUAGUUGAUUUAUCAAUUGAAUAAACAAUUAUUCUCUGUACGACGUCAUAUAUAGUUCAAUAGUGUGUACAUACGUUAACUAUUCAAGGGAGUAGAAAAUUUACUGGAGACAAAUACAUAAUAGCCCAACUAGAGCCGGCAGUAAUUUAACCUCCGCCUCGUAUUUGAAAUAUUUCUUUUAUCAAGCCAUCACGAAUAACGACACUCGUUAUUACGGCUCAUAAUUAUUCCUGUUUCUUGUUAAUUCACCUGGGUACCCAGCAAUUAAUGUAUACGUAAUUAAUAUGUGUAAAUACAUUUUUUAUUUGGACUGUU